CAUGCAUGCUGCACGCGGAGCGCGCCCUUUGUCUAUCUCGCACUUGUGACGAAAGGGGAACCCCACAUCCAGUGCUCUUGCAUAGGCAGUGACGUGUCUGCUGGUCUGAAGCCUCCUCAUUAUGAGACAAUUGAGGGUGAAGCCCCAGCAUCAUCCAUGAAAUGAACAAAGCGCACAGUCUCAAAAAAGCGCAUUUUGUCAAAGAGUUCUAUUUGCCGACGACGAAGGGUUAAAGAGGCGCAGUCGCCACCACUGGUAAGCAGAAGUCAUCAAUGUUGAGCGCACAGACCACUCUCCUCCAGAGCGAUCACAUCUCAUGAACUAUUACGGACAUUACCCUACGUUUUCUUCAACUAGACUACUGGUUUCUCUCUGUUGCUUCCAUCGGGUGCACGGAAACAGGGAAGAAUAAGGCCAGGAUGAGAGAAAAAAGGACGCAACUAUGGCAAAACCAAGGUUCCUUGGCAGGCUGACCGACUCCCCCUCCCCAGAGUCUGCAAUGACAAAUGACAAGAAGUAACCUCUCGUCUUGCAAUUCACCUGAGAGGGUAUCAUUUUUGACAGUUCAAGGGACGUAAACAAACACGGGCUCCUCUCCUUGGAAACUGGAAACUGUCUCGCGAUCCCCCCCAAAUAAAGUGGACGCUCAUUUCUAGAACGCUACUUUUCACUUAAAGGACUGUCCACUUGGUCCAUCUCAUGAAGUUACAAAAACGUAGGUCGGGGAUUACAGUAUUUAUUAUUCUAUGACGAGGACACAGUGAAUGUCGUCCGUUUGUCGGGACUCAUCGACGUAGAGGUCAGCAUCGGCGACCGAAAGUCCAAUAACUCCAGUGGGAUAGCGUUCAGCAAAGAUGCCAGUCCGAAGGGGUCACGUGGCACCACAGAAUACUUUCCUCGAUACCAUCAUUAGGAAAUUCGAUAGUCAAAGUCGUAAGUUCAUCAUUGCCAAUGCCCGGGUGGAGAACUGCGCCAUCAUAUUCUGCAACGAUGGCUUCUGUGCCAUGUGCGGCUACUCGCGGGCUGAGAUCAUGCAGAAGCCCUGCACCUGCAACUUCCUGUACGGCCCUCACACCAAGCGGCUGGCCAUCGCCCAGUUGGCUCAAGCAUUGCUGGGCUCGGAGGAGAGGAAAGUGGAGAUCAACCUCUACAAGAAGGACGGUUUGUGUUUCCUGUGUCUGGUGGAUGUGGUGCCGGUGAAGAACGAAGAUGGCCUGGUGAUCAUGUUCAUCCUCAACUUCCAGGUCAUUUCAGACGACAAACAGCCCAACCAGGACCUCAACCACAAGCUUCCCCCCUGGCUCCCCACAGGCCGGCCGCGUGGCUUCAAGCUCCGUCUGCCCUCACUUCGUUCCCUCAGCAACAGCAAAGCCUCUCUGGACGACCCAGAGACAGGGCGCCUCCCGGCCCCUGGCUACCCCAGCCACAAGUCCCUGGCUCUGGGAGAGUUGCUCUCCCUGCCCACAUUACCUCCGGGGCACAAGAGCUCCAGUAGCGCAGGCAGCAGGAGCAGGCCGGCCCUCCUGUGGCCCGAGGACCAGCGUGGCCUGCUGGGCUCAGAGCCUCCACCAUCCGCCGCCCCCUCCUCGCUGCCCCCCGGCCAGUCGCCAUCCCGCAUCGCCCUCCAGACACUCAACCCGGACGUCUCUCUGUCCAACUGCAGUCUGUCACACAGUCGCUCCCGCGAGAGCUUCUACAGCAUGCGGCGGGCGUCGUCAGUGGAUGACAUCGAGGCCAUGCGGCCGGCGUCAGACCGGAAAUACAGCACAGCCCAUCCCAUCCACAGCAGCACAGGGGCGGUGAACAACAAGUCCAACAUCCUCAACUCCACGUCGGACUCGGACCUCAUGCGUUACCGCACCAUCAGUAAAAUCCCUCAGAUCACCCUGAACUUCGUGGACUUCAGGGCGGACCCCCUGAUCACGCUGCCCGCGGGGGACAUGGACAUCAUAGCCCCCUGCAAGCUCAUCGACCGCACACACCACGUCACCGAUAAAGUCACCCAGGUGCUGUCGCUGGGUGCUGACGUCCUGCCAGAGUACAAGCUCCAGGCCCCUCGCAUCCACAAGUGGACCGUCCUCCACUACAGCCCCUUCAAGGCGGUGUGGGACUGGCUCAUCCUGCUGCUGGUCAUCUACACGGCUAUCUUGACCCCCUACUCCGCCGCCUUCCUCCUCAACGACCACGAGGAGGCGGCUAUGGUGAACUGUGGCUACUCGUGCUCGCCGCUCAACGUGGUCGACCUAAUCGUGGACAUCAUGUUCAUCGUGGACAUCGUCAUUAACUUCAGGACGACGUACGUCAAUACUAACGACGAGGUGGUCAGCGCUCCACUGAGGAUAGCGGUCCAUUACUUCAAGGGCUGGUUCCUCAUCGACAUGGUGGCAGCCAUUCCCUUCGACCUGCUCAUCUACCGCAGCGGAGAGGAGACGACUACUCUGAUAGGCCUGCUGAAGACAGCCCGCCUCUUGCGGCUGGUGCGCGUGGCGAGGAAGCUGGACCGCUACUCGGAGUAUGGCGCCGCCGUCCUCUUCCUGCUCAUGUGUACAUUCGCCCUUAUCGCCCACUGGCUGGCGUGCAUCUGGUACGCCAUCGGCAGCGUGGAGCGCAACGGCAGCAUUGGCUGGCUCCACACGCUGGGCGAGUCUUUGGGGAAACACUACAACGAGACGGUGCAGGGCUCGGGCCCUUCCAUAAAGGACAAGUACGUGACGGCACUCUACUUCACCUUCUCCAGUCUGACCAGCGUGGGCUUUGGCAACGUCUCCCCCAACACCAACUCUGAGAAGAUCUUUUCCAUCUGCGUCAUGCUUAUCGGAUCUCUGAUGUACGCCAGCAUCUUUGGGAACGUGUCGGCCAUCAUCCAGAGGUUGUACUCGGGUACAGCGAGGUACCACACCCAGAUGCUGCGGGUCCGAGAGUUCAUCCGGUUCCACCAGAUCCCAAACCCACUGAGGCAGCGGCUGGAGGAGUACUUCCAACACGCCUGGUCCUACACUAACGGCAUCGACAUGAAUGCUGUGUUGAAGGGGUUCCCAGAGUGUCUCCAGGCUGACAUCUGCCUCCACCUCAACCGUACCCUCCUGGAGAACUGCAAAGCCUUCAAGGGCUCCACUAAGGGCUGCCUGCGAGCCCUGGCCAUGAAGUUCAAGACCACCCACGCCCCGCCCGGCGACACCCUGGUGCACGCCGGCGACGUGCUCACCGCCAUCUACUUCAUCUCCCGCGGCUCCAUCGAGAUCCUCCGAGGCGACGUGGUGGUGGCCAUCUUGGGGAAGAAUGACAUAUUUGGUGAGCCCAUCAACCUUUACGGGCGAGCUGGGAAGUCUAACGCCGAUGUGAGAGCUCUGACCUACUGUGACCUCCAUAAGAUCCACAGAGAGGACGUCCUGGAGGUGUUAAACAUGUACCCCGAGUUCUCCGACCACUUCUGGAUGAACCUGGAGAUAACCUUUAACCUCCGGGAUACCAAUAUGAUUCCUGGCUCUCCAGAAAGUGACAACUCAGACUGUAUAGGAUUCAACAAACUGCGCAGACGCAAACUAUCAUUCCGGCGCCGGACAGAGAAGGAUGAUGCAGAUGCAGGAGAAAUUAAAAAGGAGAGAGACAAUAAACCACUACGGCGGAGACAGAAGGAGGCGGCCAGUAACCAGGGGGAGGGGCCUCUGAGCUCAGUGUCCUCCCACUCCAGUGGCGAUGAAGGGGAGGAGUCUGUGGUCACAUGCCCUGCCCCUCCAUCAGCUCUGCAUGAGAUGUCCCCGGCUCAGGCCACCACCCUGAACUUCAGCGACACUCCCGAGGGGGACGGAGACCCAAAGGGGGGCAACACCUGCAAUGCACUCACAGGAGCAUUUUCAGGGGUGUCCAACAUCUUCAGUUUCUGGGGUGAGAGUCGGGGCAGUCGUGAGUACCAGGAACUGCCGCGCUGCAGCCUGCCCUACCCUCCCCCUCUUAACACGCCCCUCAACAGCAUUGGCCGCAGGCAGCGCACCGAGCUGGAGAACAGACUGGACCUGCUGCAGAAGCAACUCAACAGGCUGGAAACGAGGAUGUCGACAGACAUCGGGGCAAUCAUGCAACUACUACAGCGUCAGAUGGCCCUGGUGCCCCCAGCCUACAGCACUGUGUCGUCUCCCCCUCAGGCCUCACCCUACCCUGGCCCUGGUCAUGGAGAGAGGCUGGUGCAGUCUGAGACACUGGCUUCCCUCUCACAGAUCUCACACCCCCAGGACUUUGAGGAGUUCCCCGGCAAGUUGUGUGACUCUCUCCGCAGCCCUGAUCAGCUGCAUCCCCAGGACUCGCCUCUGGUCAGCCCCACCGAGACACGACGAGACACCACUGGGCUGGGCAGCUUAAUCCUGGACCUGGACCUGGACCUGGGCAGCCUGGAGCUAGAACUAGGGGCUGGGUCAGUGGCAGGGUUGGAGUCAGGGAUGCAGGCAGGUUCAGGGUUGGGGUCAGGGAUGCGGGCAGCCUCAGGGUUGGGGUCAGGGAUGCGGGCAGGUUCAGGGUUGGGGUCAGGGAUGCAGGCAGGUUCAGGGUUGGGGUCAGUGGAAGGAGCGAAUGGCCUGGACCCUGACACCCAGCGAAGGCUCUCUCUACCUGAGCCACAGACGCCCCUGGACUCACAGACACCACAGAGGCACAGCUCCGACCCUGGGGGGAGCUAAGGAGCGGUGAGGGGGAGGGAGGAGAAUAGGGACAGAGAGGGGAGGGGUAGCUCUGUUUUCCCUCUUUCCCAGUCACACAUCUCAUUGGGUCCGUUCCCUCAGUCCAGGUGUAAACAGACACACAUAAGGGGGCGUCCCUUUUCUCCCUUCAGCCUCUAAAACCUCACCUAUAGGCACUGAGUGUGUCUCACCUCUGACCUCUAACCUGAGGAGAAACCUUGUUUGGAGAGGGGGGGAUGUCUCUCUUUUUCAGGGGUCCUUUCCCCUAUCCAGCUCCUAACGUUACCACAGCGUUACCAAACACACACACACACAGAGAGAGAGGAGAGAGAGGAGAGAGGAGAGAGAGAGAGAGAGAGAGAGAGAGAGAGAGAGAGAGAGAGAGAGAGAGAGAGAGAGAGAGAGAGAGAGAGAGAGAGAGAGAGAGAGAGAGAGAGAGAGAGAGAAAAGAACAGCCCUUCUGAACUCAGUCCGGUCCAUUCUGGCCUACAGAGAUGACUACAGACCGCUCAGUCACAUGACUGGUUCUGUUAAGAAACGUCCCUUUACUGCUGUAUCCAGUACUGGAUUACCAUAAUGGGGAGGGGAAAAAACAAUAAUAAUUAUAUAAGUAGCCAUUAUGUCUUGCACUGAAAUUUACAGACAUUCUAUCUAACAUGUCCGUGACGCUUCCGAAAACUGGUUGGCUGGUGGACUGUAGUGUUAGCUGGCCUAACAGAAACUCUGGUGUCCUGUCCUGUCCCCAUCAUUGGCCCCUUUUCCCUAAGGUCCGUAUCCCCGGAGGCGGAGCCAAGGCCCCAAGAGCACACUGGAUUGGCUGGUUUGCACCUCAGGGGUGGGGUUGGAGGAAGGGUUUAAAAGCCAUGACUUCUUUGAUGAACAUAUCAAAUCCCUACCAGAACCUUGUACAGAUUGCUAGAGAGGAGGAGUCUUUGUACAGUUCAAUAUGCAAACACUGGCAAGAGAGGAGUGUUGUAUCCUAUAUCUGUGUUGAUAACAUCAGAUUCAGGUUCCAAAGCUUUUUGCCCUAGUUUUGUCGGUAGUUCACAAAGCAUGGCUUAGUUUCCCCCUCUAACACCUGAAGAAGAAAAUGACCCACAUUUACCCGUCCAAGGAUCUGACUACACAGCAAUACGCAGCCCCAGGAGAGGACACACUUCACACACGUUACAAUGUAGAUCCUCCAUCAUCUCCCCGUGUUGCUGUACUACCACAGGGGUCCUGUCUCACUCCCUCCCCUGUCCUUUCUCUGGGGAGAGUCUCUGCACAUGGUAGUUGAUGGCGACCUACGAUACGCGGGGAACCUGAAGAUUGUAUUUAACCGCUUGCUGGUCUGAGCUUCUUAUUUAUUCAUUGGUUUUAGUCGUUUUAUGUUCUUUGUAGAUUGUACCAAAUAUGAUUUCUCGUUUUGCAGAAAGAAGAUGUACAGUUUAAACUUAUUUGGUGGAGGGAAUUGAAAUCAUAUUUUUUUGUUGUAAAUUUGGACAGGUACUGCUCUCCCCACAUGUGUGUGUUUGUUUUAACAAAUGUUAUGUCAGUACAACCAUUCUAGAUGUUACUUGAGUAAUAUGACUGUUUGACAGGAGUUGCACUUUAUUAUUCUAAUUCUAAUGAUUAUUUACUCUUCAUCAACCCCGACCAGAGAUGUUAGCACUGAUGUCAGUGUUCACCCACUGGGCACAGACAUUAAUUCAACAUCUAUGUUGGUUGAAUGUAAUUUUGUUGACAUGACAACAAAACAACAAUGAAACAACAAUGAUUCAACCCGUGUGUGUCCAGUGAGCAGUAGGCUAAUAUUCUCAUCAGAUCUGAGAAGGGGUGGAGAGAAGGGGUAGAGAGCAGGCAUGAGGUAUAGGGGGUGAGGAGAAGGGUGGAGAGAAGGGGUAGAGAGCAGGCAUGAGGUAUAGGGGGUGAGGAGAAGGGUGGAGAGCUAUUAGCUCCCAGAGUAAGAUUUAAACAGUGAGAGUUAAAGUGAAUCCCAAAGCGGUGAGUAGUGUUUGUGUGUAGUGUGUAUCCUGCACGGUGCAAACACAUUGUAUCUGUAUACAGGGAAGAAUAGAAGCAGGUGAGGUAGCUGGAGGAGGCAAAACAGUGUUUUGAAGUGAUGAGUAAAGAACAUUAAAUUACUAUAUAUAUUUAGCUUGAUAGAAAAAACUGAAUCACUAAGGCAAAGAAAUGACACGCAAGCAGGCACACACACACACACAUGCUAUUAGGCGCACUGUUCACUGUUAAUCACUGUUAGUAAUAUCUUUGCAUGUACAAAGUGCAGUAAAACCUGUGUUAGUGAAUUGGAAGACAGAUAAUGCAUGAGUUGUGCUUUGGGGUAAUGCAUUUUAGUGUUGAACCAAAGCAACUGAAGGGAAGCAAUUACUGUAUUCUGCAUUGAAUUGAAUGGGAACAUUGAUAAAGAGAUGGUUUUUGAUCUAAGGAGGCCAUUUAAGCUGCCUGAGGUUAAAAGCAGAUUCGAUGCGCCGAGACCAAAAGAGCCCUCUUUUCAACUGAGCUUAUUUACUGUGUCCAGUUCCAUCACUGCACUGAGCAUAUUUACUGUGUCCAGUUCCAUCACUGCACUGAGCUUAUUUACUGUGUCCAGUUCCAUCACUGCACUGAGCUUAUUUACUGUGUCCAGUUCCAUCACUGCACUGAGCAUCUUCAAUGGUAGUAAACAGUGACGCAACAAGAUGACAACAAAAAACUACCGUAGGCCAAUAUCUCCCAUUUCUUAAAACCAUUGUUGGGCUCUUGCUGUGUCACUGUUACAACCAUUGAAUAUGC
Messenger RNA from Oncorhynchus kisutch (coho salmon), 7448 nucleotides. RefSeq names its product potassium voltage-gated channel, subfamily H (eag-related), member 2b (gene kcnh2b). Gene Ontology annotation, molecular function: inward rectifier potassium channel activity. The transcript is spliced from 16 exons. Bases 855 to 4670 code for a protein of 1271 amino acids. Gene Ontology annotation, biological process: regulation of ventricular cardiac muscle cell membrane repolarization; potassium ion transmembrane transport; regulation of heart rate by cardiac conduction. Lineage: Eukaryota; Metazoa; Chordata; Actinopteri; Salmoniformes; Salmonidae. Gene Ontology annotation, cellular component: plasma membrane. The record is from RefSeq and is a predicted model, not a curated record.